Chenopodium quinoa (quinoa) is the source of this 744-nucleotide messenger RNA. RefSeq lists its product as uncharacterized. Bases 1 to 744 code for a protein of 247 amino acids. The record is from RefSeq and is a predicted model, not a curated record. Gene Ontology annotation, molecular function: zinc ion binding. The transcript has 3 exons. NCBI's taxonomy places the organism in Eukaryota, Viridiplantae, Streptophyta, Magnoliopsida, Caryophyllales, Amaranthaceae.
AUGAAGGGUGUUGACACAUCAAUUUAUGAAGCAUUCCCCAGACCAACUAGAAGAGUGUGUUGCCAACACUUGUACAUGAACUGCAAGGCCAAUAGAUUCAGUGGUUCAGCCUUUCAUAAGCUUUUCUGGAUAGCAGCUGAUGCAUAUAAUGAGUAUGUAUUCAAUAAAGCAAUGCAAAAGUUUCAAGAGUACAAUCCUAAGGUUGUUGAAUACUUAGAGAGCUGCAGUGAGAUCUGGUCAAGGCAUAAGUUUGAUCUUGCACUCUGUUGUGAUCAUAACACAACAAAUUUCGCGGAGUCUUUCAACUCAUGCACCAAGCUCUACAGAGAUCUACCUGUUGUGAAAAUACUUGAAGCUAUAAGGCAAUGGGGCAUGAAGAGGAUUGUCUCAAGGUUUGACAAAGCCCUAAGCAUGGGGGAUAUGGAGCUGACUGAAUAUGCAGCCAAGAUUCUGCAAACAAGAUCAGAUGAGUCUAGGUUUUGCUAUGCAACUACAUGUGGUGGUGAUGAGUUUGAGGUGAGAGACCAACAUGUGCAUUUUCCCAUCAAGCUGAACACUGGCAGUUGUGGUUGUGGGAAGUGGCAACAUUCAGGACUCCCAUGCAAACAUGUACUAAGGGUGAUUUACCACCAGAGGCUGCAACCUGCAGACUUUGUAGCCCCUUGUUUCAAAGGGAAGGCAUACAAGCUAACUUAUGCAGAGCAUAUGCACCCAAUGCCUACCCAACUCAAUGGCCAUCACUGA